GCAUAAUAUAAAAAGCGAAUUAUGUGAGAAGCAUUCUAAAGCGCGAAACACGGGACACGAUGGUACAUUUUGGGGCGUCGUUCCAUGUAGACGAUCACGACCCAAAGGUGAAUGUAAACAGACGGUAAGGGCAAAUAUGUAAUUACCGCCUGGACAGUCCGCCAACAUCAUCAUCAUGGACCAAUUGAUUUGAUAUGCGUUCCUUGCCAAAAGCGAAAUAUUUGAGAUUGCAGGAAAAAUAAAUUUUUUCCCUUCUCUCUGGUUUUCCUUGAUCUUACAAGCAACUCGUCAACCUCAAAGACCGCCAAUUCGCUGUUAUAGAAACUAUUCUCGCGUUUUUCGUUAGGGUUUCAUUUUACGAAUGGAAUCUGGGAACUUUUAGAUGAAGAUCUUACUGGGGAAAAAGGGCACUCUCUAGUUCCUGUCUAGUCUAGUGUUAAAACAUUGAGUUAGUGGAGUCAAGUUGCGAGGUUAAUGGAGUCUGAACGAAUUAGGUCCAGUGUGAUUGCUAGAUUAGUCGGUUUUGAUGAACUACAACAACCUCAGCAGAAUCUUGCAAAGAAACAGCGGUUCCUGUCUGAUAAUUACCAGCCUAAAGUUGCUAUGAUUGGUACCUGGGGCAAGAAGUAUAUAUCGAAGCAGGAUCAAGAGAAACAAAUAAAGGGUUUUGUCUCGAUGGGGAACGAAGAGUCUAGUUCAGGUUUUCUUGUGUCUCCUACAAAGGAAAUGUGUCGUGCUUAUCUCCAAAAACCCACGUUAUUCGCCUCCACACAUGUGAUUGAUGCACAAGCUACCCCUCCUCACAAGCGGGAAAAGAGUACAAAACUGACUGGCUCAUCCAUACGCCGGGAAAUGGUAGGCCGCCUAAAUUUUGGGAUGAGAGCUGGUCAGCAAAGCUUGGAGUCAAAUCUGAAACCUAAACAUCACAACUGGGUUAAUCCUGUAAAACCAAAAAUCAGGAAGAAAGAGAGUUCUCUGAGAUGCUUCUCUCCUAUCACUGCCCCAAGAGCUUCUCAUUUGGGUGAUAGGAAGAUGGAAAAAUCCCUUUUGCUUGAAAAUAAAGCAAAAGAAAGGAAGAAGCUUUUCGAUGGUACCUUAGCCAGAGGGGGAAAGGAGAAAUAUUCGGGGGAAAUUGUCUCCAACUCGAUGGUUAGCACCUAUAAGGACUUGGUUGGAAGUGAUACCCUUGAUGCAGAUGUGAAGUUAAGACUUACAUCUUCUCCACAUUUUACGAGCAAGCAGGAUGAAGAGGGUAAUCCAUUACAUUGUUCCGGAACAUAUCCAGAAUGUCAGACAAGCUUGGAAGAGGGUAAUCAACCCAGCCCUGUUUCAGUUCUGGAGCCAGUAUUUGACGGGGAAAUGUUGGAAAAUUUUGAAAAGCUUCCCCAUUUCAAUUUUCUUGGUCUGGAGCAACAACUUGAAAUCCUGAAAUCUGAAUCUGUUGAAAGUUAUUCAGAAGGGUCUGGGAUGGUGGUAUCAAGCGAUGAUGAAUCUGACGAGGAAUCAAUUCUUGAUUCGGGAGUCAAAGAAGACAAGGACACCAAGCCAAUCGGAUCUUUGGGAGUCCAAGAAAACCACAAUUCUUCUUACACCGACGAUGUCUUUGCUGAGGCUGGUUUCGAAAACGGGAAAUUCUUCAACCGGUGGGAUUCAGUGGAUUUACCCAUCAACCCUAAGAUCUUUGAGAGGCUGGAGAAAAAAUACACCCACCAUACAUCUUGGAGGAAAUCAGAUAGAAUCCUUUGGCUUGACAGAGUGAAUUCAGGUUUGAAAGAGAUCCUAGAGUCAUACAUAGCUGCCCCGAGAUGGAAGAAAUCAGUGUCUAGGAGGCUCAGAACUGUCCUAACCACUCAGGGACUGAAAGAAGAGCUCCAGAAACUGCUCGAAAUGCAAGAUAAGCGAGCCAAGAAGGAAUCAUCGGACAAGAUGGCAGCCAUUGACAUAGAUGAGUGGUUAGAACUCGAAGCUGAUGUUGAGCCGGUGGUUCGGGAGUUAGAAACUAUGUUAGUGGAUGAGCUGUUGGAUGAGUUAGUCGGCAUUGUGUGUAGGGUAUAGGUCAAAGUGUGAUUCUUUCUUUUCAUUCGGUUCGUUUUCCCUCUGCAUUUCGACGGGGAGGAGAGGAGGUAAUCUUCAUCUAUUGUUUUUCCGGGUUUGUGCAAUUUUGUUAUGCAUCAUCAAGAAAGCAGAUGAGGGUGUUUGAGGAAUCUGUGCAUACAAAAAUACGUUUGUCAAUGUCAGGUAUAGGGAGAGGUUCUUGUUCUUUGUUGUAGUCAUUGCAUUGAAAAGGUUAAGAGGUAUACUUAAGGUUACAGAUUUUCUUUCAAAAAAUUUUUUUGGUA
Tarenaya hassleriana is the source of this 2339-nucleotide messenger RNA. RefSeq lists its product as uncharacterized. NCBI's taxonomy places the organism in Eukaryota, Viridiplantae, Streptophyta, Magnoliopsida, Brassicales, Cleomaceae. The transcript is spliced from 5 exons. The record is from RefSeq and is a predicted model, not a curated record. The coding region runs from base 475 to 2055 and encodes 526 amino acids.